Messenger RNA from Poeciliopsis prolifica (blackstripe livebearer), 2711 nucleotides. RefSeq lists its product as uncharacterized. The record is from RefSeq and is a predicted model, not a curated record. NCBI's taxonomy places the organism in Eukaryota, Metazoa, Chordata, Actinopteri, Cyprinodontiformes, Poeciliidae. The transcript has 4 exons. Bases 72 to 1361 code for a protein of 429 amino acids. Gene Ontology annotation, biological process: protein ubiquitination; Notch signaling pathway.
GUGAAAGCAGGCUUCUUUGGAGCAGGCAGCCUGCCUUGUUAGCUCACAUUUACCAACGAAGCUGCAGAGAAAUGACUUGUGAUCGCAAAAAGGACGAGAUUAUCACAGACAUUACUCUGAUCAUUGAUGGGAAGAUGAUUGGAGACAUAGAUGUUAAAAAGUGGAUUCCUGAUAACUACCGUCUUGAGAAAACUGGUUCCUUUUACAGAGUGUUCAGUAGAGACUUUAAUAAGGUGCAGCAGCUUGUAAAGCAACUUGUUUCCACACAAGGACAGGCUGCUCCUCCAACUGCCUGCGCCGCAACAUCUUCAGUACCUGUGAACGCAGUUGUGAUGGAAUACAUAAAAAAAAAAUAUGAUGAAAAACUAAAGAGAAUACAAGGCCGUUUUGUCAUUGAGUUCAAAGCAGCAAACAGUGACCCCCAGAGCACAGCACAGGUUAACUUCAGAGCCCCAAGUGAAUCAGCUUACUCUUCUGACAGGGUGCGUCUGGACUUUGUGAGGCAGAGGUUUAUCACUUUCUACCAGAGAACUGCCUCUGACCUGCAGCUAACAUCUCUUCAUGUGGCUCCACAUCGAGCUGAGGAUCUGCAGAGAAAGUUUCCUCUCCUGAUUUUUAAAUCAGGCUCUAGCAAAGACACAACAGUCUGUGGACCUUUUGCACAUGUGCAAAAACUGAAAGAGUUUCUUUCACAAAAACCAAAGAAUUCAGGCUACAGUCCAGUUAAAAGGGAUCCAGCAAGAAGUCAAAGCUAUAAAUCAUCUGCUUCUUCGCCCAAACUAAGCAAACCUCCUGGCAACGAGACAUGUCCAAUCUGUAUGGAGCCAAUCCCACCAGAGAAGAAAAAGGCCCUGCAGUGCAAGCAUUCCUUCUGCAAAGACUGUCUCCAAAGAGCCUUUGACUACAAACCAGUUUGUCCCAUCUGUGGGGAGGUGUAUGGAACCUUGAAGGGGACACAGCCUGAUGGAGGGACAAUGGACAUCAGCACAUCCUCUGCCUCCUUACCUGGAUAUGAGAGUCAUGGAACAUUAGUCAUCCAUUAUCACAUUCCAAGUGGAAUUCAAAAGGAGAAGCAUCCAAACCCUGGUCAACCAUUCGAAGGUGCAUCCCGAACCGCCUACCUCCCAGACUGCUCUGAAGGAAGGAAGGUCCUGGAGCUGCUCAGGAAAGCCUUUGAUCAGAGGCUCAUCUUCACGAUUGGUCGAUCCAGCACCAGUGGCAGGAACAAUAUGGUGACUUGGAAUGAUAUUCAUCACAAGACAUCAACGCAUGGAGGACCAACUUCUUAUGGAUACCCAGAUCCAGAUUACCUCAACCGAGUCCAAGAAGAGCUAAAAGCCAAAGGCAUCAAACAGGCAUGAAUUUAAGCUCUUGAAAUUGGAAAGGUAACAUUUUACCAGCAUAGAAAGAGCCAUGUACAAUAAUCUCACUGCGUAACUAAUAAUCAUGUGAUGUAAUUCCAGAAUUGUCAGUAUAUUGACAUUAGUCUUGAAUGUAUUCUGUUAUUUCAGCUGCAUUUUUGCUUUUUUGGAGUCAUUUCUGUUGAUCAAGUUAUUAAUAGAAACUGUACAUCUACACUGUCUUUCCUAAUUAAUUGAAAUGUAUUCAGUCAAAUAUUUCUGACAGAGUUAUUUAAUUGCAAGAAAAGUUAUUAGUACUAAACUAAACAAAAAAAAUAGCAAUGUAAAAUAGGGUUAGCUGACAUUUUCAACACCCCCAAAGUUGUAAAUAAAAUAUUUCCAACCAUUGUCGAAUAAGCAGUUACAGAUGGUAGCAAAAACACAGCUGUAAAUAUAUUAAAAUGAAUCAUUUAUUUCUGGCUAAGAAAACAAACCAAAGAAUAUAUAUAUGAAACAUUUACGGAUUGAGUUCAAUUGGACGUUCAACCAGACGUUCAGGAGCUAUCGGCUCAUGAAUCCGUGGCUAUACAGACGGAGCUAAAGCCUGCAGUUUGUCACGUACGCCACCAGGACAGCGUAAAAUAGUUGUAUAUUUAGACAUUAGUAUGAUUAAGAACUAGAACAACAACAAAAGACAUGUUUCCAUUCAAUAAACAUAUUUAAAAUUUAGAUACACAAAAAUAACGGCCAGAGUAACAAGUCAAAAAUAUAAUAGACCAUCAUUUUUCUAAUUUCUUUUUUAAAUGGAAUGUUGUUAAAGAAUUGAUUUCCUAUGAGAAAAUGAAUUGUCACAUACUACAUGGGAGACAUAACAAUUUCUGUAACUGGGCCAUAUUUGGCACGGACAGAUCUGGCCCGAGUCUGGUUGGGUUUCCCAGAUGUGCCAGCAGAAUGCCAGAUCCGGGCCAGGUGGGUCUGCUAUGUGGGUAUUCUCAGAGAAGAGCUUUCCAGAUCCCUCUUGAAAAUAGGAUCUACAGUAGACCUCAAUGUUUGGUUAAAUAAAGGAAAUUAGAAAAUUAAAAACUGACAGAAAUAAGGAGUAGAAUAGAAAAAAACAUAGCAAUGACUCUAAAUGUUCCAGAAACAUAGUUGGAAGCUGAGCUUCUAAAGUAGAAGUUGAGCACAAACUCUUCUGGCUCCUUUUCACAGCUGGGGAACUAAAACAACCUGUUUAUUCAUUUUAGUUCCCCAAAACUUACUAAGUUAACAUUAGCAUCAACGUUCAAAUUAAAUUGGUUUUAACUUUAUAGUUAACAUUGAUUUGUUCAUUGUGAAGUUAAAUCAAUGUCUAAUAAUUUGUAACUUUUUUGU